AUGAAAAACGUUCAAGCAUCGUUGAGCCUUAAGCCAAACUCAAAGCCGAUAUUUCUAAAAGCCCGUACGUUGCCUUUUUCCAUCCGUAGUACUGUAGAACAAGAGAUAGAUUGCAUGGUGAAUAGUGGAAUUUUAACGAAGGUUAAUCAUAGCGCAUGGGCUACACCGGUAGUUCCUGUUAUAAAAUCUUUUGGUCGCGUCCGUUUGUGCGGCGAUUAUAAAGUUACGGUUAACAAACAUCUGAACAUUGACGAGCAUCCUCUUCCGAUAAUUGACGAACUAUUCGCGAAUAUGGCGGGCGGUCAGAAAUUUUCGAAGCUGGACCUAGCUCAGGCAUAUCUUCAAAUGGAAGUACGUCCAGAAGAUCGCGAGAUUCUUACAUUAAACACUCAUCUUGGUUUAUACCAACCUUCGCGACUUAUGUAUGGUGUAGCGUCAGCACUAGCUAUUUUUCAACGCGAGAUUACUCAGGUAUUAGGUAAUAUUCCGGGCGUGUCGGUUUUUCUAGAUGAUAUUAAGGUUACUGGCUCGGACGACGAAACUCAUUUGAGAAGACUGGAAAUGGUUUUGCAAAGGCUGGAUAAGUACGGUAUGCGGGUUAAUGUCUCCAAAUGCGAGUUUUUCGCCGAUCGGGACGAAGCAGGCCAUGGCCGGAUUCGGACGUCAAAAUUUUCGCUCGCGUGA
This is a messenger RNA of Wyeomyia smithii (pitcher-plant mosquito), 684 nucleotides long. RefSeq lists its product as uncharacterized. NCBI's taxonomy places the organism in Eukaryota, Metazoa, Arthropoda, Insecta, Diptera, Culicidae. The coding region runs from base 1 to 684 and encodes 227 amino acids. The transcript has a single exon. The record is from RefSeq and is a predicted model, not a curated record.